AUGUCUCUAUGCCGAUUCUUGAGGCUCCACACUUCUGUAUAUGAUCUGAUUUCAGAUUGCCCUGAGAUCCCAGUUCGGGGAAGUGAAGCCGCCGAGGAUGUAUCGGUCUGGCGAGAGGCUCUUCGGUGCUUGAUACAAUCGGCCACACUUUCGACAUAUCAUUUGGCAGGAACCUGCAAAAUGGGUGCCAGUCGGGAGGACGGAAGUGUGACUGGGACAGAUUUGAGGUAA
Messenger RNA from Protopolystoma xenopodis, 231 nucleotides. NCBI's taxonomy places the organism in Eukaryota, Metazoa, Platyhelminthes, Monogenea, Polystomatidea, Polystomatidae. The record is from the annotation of a GenBank genome assembly.